Messenger RNA from Striga hermonthica, 240 nucleotides. Lineage: Eukaryota; Viridiplantae; Streptophyta; Magnoliopsida; Lamiales; Orobanchaceae. The record is from the annotation of a GenBank genome assembly.
GCUCAGCUGCGCAGACCACCAUCGAUCUGAGUCGAGAUAGGACGACGUUAGUAGGCCUCACGGGGAAGGUGCAUCAGCUGUCGUGCAACAUCAAGCACGACGUUCCCAUCUCUGUUUCUUGCUACUUCAAUCCUGACCACAGGUGUGGAGGUGGAUGGGCUGAUGGGGAAAGAAGCGCAUUUUCGAGAGAGGAAAUUACACGGUACCAACGUCUCCCUGCCAAAACGGAAGGAUAUUCUG